Paramecium sonneborni is the source of this 814-nucleotide messenger RNA. The record is from the annotation of a GenBank genome assembly. Lineage: Eukaryota; Ciliophora; Oligohymenophorea; Peniculida; Parameciidae.
AUGAUAAAAGAUUUUGGGCAGAUUUUAUAUAUUAUUUUCCUCUUUCCAAUUCUACAACACUCUUUUUAUAUUCAAAAUAUUUGGCGCCAAAUUCUCUUUUCAUCCUCUAAUUCUGUAUUGAUUGAUUUAAAUAUUGAUGUUGUUUUAUAAUUUUAUUAGAAUAAUAACUAUUUUAAAAACAAAUAGUGUAUUUUAUAAAAGUAGAAUUUUUAAUUAAUAUANUCAUUAUAAGAUGUGUUUAUCGGUUCUUUAAAUUUUGCAAGCAGAUCUUCACAUGAUGGUUCACCACUUGGAUACAAAGAUGAUUUAGAAAGUUUAAUAUAUGUAUUAUAUUACUUAAAAGAUUGUAAUUAAUUUAUUUUAUAAUUAAGUGAGAUUGCCUUGGUCUGAAAUUUAGUUGUGGGGAUUAAAAGAUGAGGACACAGAGUUUAUUAAAAAAUCCAAAUUUUCUUUUGUUAAAACAAUUAUUUAUGAAUACAAAUCUCCUUUAAAUUUUUCUCGAUUAAUGUCUUACAUUGACUCAUUAAAAUAUGAUAUCAUGCCAAACUAUGUUUAUAUCAAAGAUUUAUUUAUGUAAAUGAUUACAGCAUCUAAUGGUUUAUUUUCUUUGAAUUAAUUAAAAUAAUAGCUAUCAUAUAGUAUUCCAACUUAGAGUUAAUUUGGAGACUCAGAAAUAUUAAGAUUAUCAAAAUAUGAUAUAUUUGAUGAUAUCGUUACUGAUGAUAAUAGCGAAGAAAAUAUUAAUCUAAUCCCUAAUUUAAUUCUCAAAUAUUAGACAAAAUAAAUUAAAUCAAUAAAAAACAUCCAAAAAUGA